Schistosoma curassoni is the source of this 5752-nucleotide messenger RNA. Lineage: Eukaryota; Metazoa; Platyhelminthes; Trematoda; Strigeidida; Schistosomatidae. The record is from the annotation of a GenBank genome assembly.
AGAUUUGUCGAAAAUAUUUGUUAGCGCGUCAACUGGUUUCAGGGUCAAGGUUUUAAGGUUACUUCGACAUUUACUCGGCGCAAUAAUGUCUCAAACACUGGGUAAAUAUCAUACUCAUACCAUUAUUAUGAUGAGACAAUUUUCGUCAGAUCUAUCGUUGAAAAACUAAAACCCAAUGGACAUACUAGGUUUAAUAUCAUGUGAGAUUAUAAAUUUUGAUUUAGUUAUUUAGAAAUGUGGCAUGUCACGUUCCCCGUUUGGUAUAUAAACCUUUCAUCUUUUCAGCUCGCAAGGUUUCGAAUCGCUUUCUUGUUCAAAUCCAAAUCCUCUUUAUUUUACUACGGUAACAAACAGUUUUAUUCCUUAAAAUACACUAUAUUUGAACAUUGAGCUUACUAGUGGAUAGUAGAAAUCGGAAGCUGAAUAAAUUAAUGAGUAACAAUUUCUUGUAAUUGUGAUACAAACAAUGCAAAUCAAUUAAAUAUUUAGGUUAGAAUAUUAAGAAGCUUUUUUAGACAAAUAUAAAUAUCAGUGUAUUCAGCUAUCUAUAUCUAUAAUCCAUUUCAGUUCAUGUUAAACAAAGCAAUAUUCAAUUGCAGCACACAAAAUACAUGGACCUAACUGCUUGAAAGAUCACAGUUUCAGGUAAAAUUUGCAUGAAUAUAUAUGGUUUCACAUAUAUGUAAAACCGUAUGUCUAAAUUUCAUUUAGGACCAUUAGAUUGGGGUCUCUUGUAACAUUAGUAACAGUAAACAAAAUAAAGGCAGUUCAACAAAUAAAGCUUCUUCUAUGACAUUUUUUAUCAAAACUGUACAGAUUUGAUUAUAGUUGUUUGCACAUAGUGGUCUUUAGUGAGAUACAAAGUUUUUAUAUCAUUGACAAAGGCACCAUAUGUUAAUCAUAAACUUCAAGUAUCGAAUAAAUCUCAAAGAAAAUUUUUUUCGCCGAACUGUUCUUGUUUUUCUUAAUGACUGAAAGAGUUGCUUUCGUUGUUUUAAAAUCAGUAACAAUGUCAAAAGGCAUAGUAUAUUUUGUAUACCACUGACUAAAUAAAUUGAGGAUCUAAAUUCAUUUAAUUGGUCCACACAAUUGAUCAAACUAUAGUUUGAUAGUUAUCAGUAACUUAAGGUUAUAACCUUAAGUUACUGAUAAUUAUCACUUGUAUAUUUUACUGAACUGCAAGUUCCUUCAGAACAGACUUUUUAAAACAGCUAAAACUUAGAUUUAACUUACACAAACUAUACUUUGGUUCUUCGUUACUCAAAUGAUAAAUGCGAAGUCUGUCAUUUAAGACCGAAUGUGAUUUGGGUUCCUUCUUACUUCAUGUGUUACUGUUGUAGGGAACAGUCAAAUAUCUCCCCAAAACUGAUUAAUUAGAAUUAACUUUCGUCAUAAUACAUUUACAAUUUUAGUUAAUCUUGGAAUCUUAUAUGAAUUGAGUGGACAAACAAAACCAUUCUAUUUUUAGUUACGUAAUAAUAGAAUCUAUAUGAAGCUUUGUUAGAUUUCCUUUUAUUUUUCUUUUCUAGACUUUUCAAGCGUGUUCUGAUUACCCAUUGUUUUUUAUGAAACAAACUUCUUUGUUACGAUCUUGGACAAAUUUAAUCCCCUCACAUCGUAUUAUUAGUGAUAAUCAUGCCAGUACUGUAAACUCAUCCUCUAAGACACUUAAAUCUGUGGAUUCUAACGAUAUUUUCGCGGCUAAUAUUCUUGACAAAUUUAAUAAUGUUCCAGAGUCUAACACUAAUUCACACGAAAACGAAGUCUGUGAAAAUGCCCAGAUUAUCAUCGAUGCUUUGGAAAGAAAACCUGUCGUAUAUCAUCCUACAGCUAAUGACUCAGAACAUUUGGAAGGUUUCGAUGUAGAUGCUGGGGUUGAGUGGAUUUAUCCAAGUGAUUCAAACAUACGCAAAUACCAGUUAAAUAUAAUUGAGCAAUGUCUAUAUAAAAAUACACUUGUCUGCCUGCCUACAGGACUGGGCAAAACAUUUAUUGCUGCCGUUGUUAUAUAUAAUUUCUCCCGUUGGUAUCCAACGGGUAGAUUUGUGUUUAUGGCGCCAACUCGACCUCUUGUAACACAGCAACUUACUUCGUGUUCGGAAUUUAUUGGGCCACUUAAAGAAAAUAUCGCUGAGGUGACUGGAUCGAUUGCACAAACUAAAAGAAAAACUAUCUGGUCCACAUAUCGAGUGUUAUUUCUUACUCCUCAAGUGCUAAUGAAUGAUUUGCAGACUGGUGUUUGUCCUGCUAAUUCUAUCCGUUUGCUCAUAUUUGAUGAGGCACACAAGGCGACAGGAAAUCAUGCUUACUGUCAAGUAUUGCGAAUUCUGACUAAUCCACCGUACACUCAUCGACAAUUUCGGAUUGUUGCUUUGUCCGCCACACCUGCAGCUGAUAUUGAAGGGGUACAAACACUGAUUGCAAACUUACUUAUAUCCCAUCUUGAGCUUCGAACUGACACUAGUGCCGACGUCCGACCAUACACACAACAUCGGGAGCUAGAAGCAGUAGUUGUUCCUCUUGGUCCGGAACUGACACGGUAUCGUAAUCAAUUAAUUGAGUGUAUUCGUGUGCCCCUCGAUAGACUUUACCAACGUCGUGCACUCUCAGAGUGUUAUGGUGAUCUUCGUCCAGAAAAACUAGCGAAAUACACAGUUAUUAAAGCACGAGAAAAAUGGUCUUCGCAAACGUUUCCUAGUAUUAAUUCAACAGAAAACAGUUCAAUUCAGUGUGACUUCGCCGUAGUUAUAUGUUUGCUUCAUGGCUUGGAACUGUUGGUUCAACAUGGGUUACGUCCCCUCUAUCGCUACUUAGAGGGUGUUUAUUCUGGAAAUCGAGCUAGUCCAUUGGUUAGGAGUCAGCUUAACAGACUUCCAAAUAUGAAUCAUUUAUGGAUAGAAUUAGCUCAGCGAUUCGGCAUGAAUGUAGAAUGCACUGACGGUACUUGGAGGCAAGAGUUAAUUCAUACAGAUCUAUUGCAUUCCCAAGCACCUUUUUUGGCUGGUCAUCCCAAACUUGAUAAACUAAGAGAUGUUUUGCUUAGUCAUUUUGAAGACAGAAAAAACACGCAUGAACGAAGCUCCACACGCGUAAUAGUUUUUACGCAGUUUCGCGACUCGGUUGAAGAAAUUAUGCAUAUGCUUAAACCAUUAAGACCACUAAUUAGACCUGCAUCAUUUAUUGGACAAGGAACAAGAGUAAAUGGAAGUCCUCAAUUAAAUAAUCAACAUGAGUCACCCAGUUUGAAAAACCCGCGACUGUCAAAUGCCCAGGGUGGAAUAUCACAACGUGAUCAGAUACGUGUUAUGGAUGGUUUUCGGUCAGGCGUUUAUAACACCCUAGUGUCAACGUGUGUCGGUGAAGAGGGUAUUGAUGUUGGACAAGUUGAUCUAAUAGUUUGCUUUGAUGCUUCAAAAUCACCAAUUCAACUAAUGCAACGUCAAGGUCGAACUGGUCGCAAGCGUCUGGGACGUAUUGUUGUGCUACUAACAGAAGGUCGUGAAGAAAGGAAUCAUGCCGUUAGUAUCGCGAGAACUUCUUCUGUUCACAAAGCUUUGCUUGAGGGAAACGCUUAUUGUAAACUUGCUUUCUAUCCACAUAAUCCAAGAAUGGUACCGAUUGGUGUUCAUCCUAAACUCCAGUUCAAAUGUUUACGAACAGAGAGAUUUUUUACCAAUCAAAUAUCGGGACAAAAGCAGCCAGGUGUUCAGAAGAGUUCGUAUGAAGACAUCUACAGAUUGCAUGCGGAGUCUGUUAAACUGGAUAGGCUGCAUAUUAGGUUAUACCCCCCUUCCUUAGGUCGAAUUCAACAUAUAUCAAAAUUUGAUGAUGUGGAUACUUUUAAUUCAGACCACCCAACAGUCACAAACAUUUACAAUCUGACAUCUCAAGAAAGAUUAGCAGUCUUCAGAGAAACUAUGCAAUCUAGUCUAAUUCCAGGAUCAAAUGUUGGUUCAUCCUCUUCGUCGCAACACCUCAUGUCAAUCCUCCGGCUAGUUGAAAUGCAUCGUCGUAGUAUGACACAACUUUCUUACCAUGCUCUGGGUAUACGGAAAAUUGAUAUUAAUACAAAAAUGAGUGAAUUAUUAAAAAUAAGUUCUUCGCCACCCAAUAGCCAGUUAGAUUUGCAUAGCUCUUCACAAUGUCAUCAUGAUCUUGAUGAAUUGACUACCAAUACUCUGCCAGCUUCAGAGAUAUCCAACCCGGUAUUAGAUAUUAUCCGAGAUCUUAGAAUAGUCAAAGGUUUAGUGUCUAACAAAGUAUUUUUUGACCCUCAUCUUAACGAACUAACCGACUGCACAAAGCAGUUCACUCAAAUACUUCAUAAUAUUAACGCUAAUAACCAUGAGCCUAUUACAAUGGCAUCCCUACAAACUGCACUAAAUAAGUGGUUAGAGUUCAUGAUUGAUCAAAAUCACAGUUCACCUACAAUUUCUUCAAGCCCAAAGUUGAAUCUUAAGCUAAGUAUAGAAAAUAGUUUACUUGAAGCAAUUAAUACAAAACUACCGAAUUCUGAGGAAAACUCUCUAACCACGAAGUGCCUUCACACAAUUGAUAGUCGAUUUCACGAUAAGCAGCUAAAAGAUAUUGUUCAAAAUUUCAGCCUACCUAAUACAGUGAUUAGCUUAGCUCAAAGCACUCCUUUUGGACGAAGUUGUGUAAAGCCACCUAUCAUUUCUUCAUCUAGUCAAGUUAAUCCUGAUGAAGCGUUAGCUUUACUGGAGAAUUCAACUAUUCACCUGGAUGCAUCAACUUUAUUAGAUGAAGAACUAACGAAUCCUGAGCUUCCUACUACUACUACCCAAAGUGUUAUUUUUGCUGGUUCCCCAUUUCGGCAGUUGAGCGGUUUCCACAAAUCAGUCGACCUUUUUACUUUUGAAACAAAACUCUCUUUAGGGUCAGAGCUGGGUGAUAUUAUUAAGCCUACCCAAACCACUGAAAAAAUGGACACCUAUAGUGAUGUGGACAGAUUAAAAAACGGUUGUUUCUCUACUGCUUCCAACAGUUCUUUUGACUCACAAAUUAAUUGGUCCCCAGUAGAACAGGUAACAGAGGUACUUAAUACAGAUGAUUUAUUAUAUUCGUCGUCACCAAUAAAACUAAACAAUAUUGAAACCGUUCCUAAAAAUGAAACCAAAAACAACAACUCUAGUGAAACUACUGACAAAGAAUUAUCGGGAAUAUUUCACGAAAGUGUCAGCGAGUUUACAUUAUCGAACCGGUUGAACAAAAAAGUGAGAAUCAAAAAUACUAAAUACGCUGGAUCUAAAUUGUUUUUAUCACAGGCUGAGUGUACGAGUAAUGAGUCAUCUGACCAGCUUCAUUCUGAAGAUCAAGAUAUGUAUGAUGACAGUUUCAUAAACGACGAAUGCGCGAAUAUCACGUGCGAUUCAUCUCGAUCUGACAUGAAAAUUUACCUCCAGAGCAUUCGGAGUCCACAAAUAUUUCCAGGCAAUGUCAGAAACCCAUGGGUCAGCAAAAGAGACAUUUUGCCGAAAAUAUCUGAGAAGUGUGAUGAUGUGCCAAAUUCCUUUAUAUUUUCGCAGACCCCAGAACAGGAUGAAUAUCAGAUGGAUAGUUUUUGUGUAAACGAUGAUGACUCUUUUUCAUUGCAUAAAGAAACUCCCAAACUCUUAGCUUCCAAGCCAAACAGAAGACGUAUUCGAACUGGUACUCAGAUUCAACAAUCUUUCUUUUAAUUGUAUAUAAACAAUAGAUUUCCAUGAGAAAUUAUUUCAAAUAUACUAUAUUC